Gossypium raimondii (Peruvian cotton) is the source of this 1237-nucleotide messenger RNA. Its product is annotated as pentatricopeptide repeat-containing protein At1g62930, chloroplastic-like. The record is from RefSeq and is a predicted model, not a curated record. Gene Ontology annotation, molecular function: protein binding. Lineage: Eukaryota; Viridiplantae; Streptophyta; Magnoliopsida; Malvales; Malvaceae. Bases 1 to 1197 code for a protein of 398 amino acids. The transcript has 4 exons.
AUGGGUAAGCUUAAUCCUCCCUUACUUCUUCCUUCUAUUGUUAAUGCUGGAAAACAUCUUUCUAAUUUCCGCUCUUCUAUUUCUUCUUCUUCUUCUAAAACCAUUGCUGCCCACAUCCAACCUUUCACUAAGAAUUCCAUAUCUGCAAGGGGAAACCGAAAAAAUUAUGAUGGCUUUGAUAAUGUUGAUGAUGCUUUUGCUUUGUUAAAUAAGAUGAUUGACAAAUUAAUGGACUUGGUAAGCAGAAUAAGAUUUCUCACGCUGAGUUUGUUUGAUGAAAUGGUUGACAAAGGGUAUCAGCUUAAUUUAAUUGUUUACAGUAUAAUACUUAUUGGGUUGUGUAAGAUUGGUUCUCAUCUUUUCUCCCAAGUGAAGGUUAAGGGCAUUAGACCAGAUAUAGUUACUUACAAUUGCUUAAUUCAUGCAAUGUAUAAUUUGGGCCAGCAGGAGGAGGCAACAAGGCUUUUUAAUAAAAUGAUGGAUAACAAUAUUUCACUUGAUAUUGUCACGUAUGAUAUAUUGGUUGAUGCUCAUUGCAAGGAUGGGAAGAAUUCUAAAGCAAUAGAUACCAUUGACACAAUGAAAAAGCAAGGCAUUGAGCUUGAUGUUGUUACGUAUAAUGCAUUAAUUAACGGUCAUUGCUUGCAAAACAGGAUGGAUAAAGCUAGAAAAGUAUUUCACUUGAUGAUUAAGAAGGGUUGUGCACCUGAUAUAUCUAGUUACAACAUCAUGAUCAAUGGAUAUUGUGAAGAUAGAAGGAUAGAAGAAACAAUGGAACUCUUUCACGAAAUAUUCCAAAAAGGACCAAUCCCGGAUACUGUCACAUACAACACUCUUACGCAAGGUAUGUGUCAACUAGGGAGAGUUUCAUCUGCAUGUGAACUUUUGAGGAAGAUGCUUGCUUUUGGACAAGUUCCAAAUGUAGUGACCUGUUUAAAUUUGUUGAAUGGUUUAUGCAAAAGUGAUAAACUCGAAGAGGCUUUGGAACUUUUUCGAGCAAUGCGGAACAGCAAGUUGGAACUCAAUAUUGUCUGUUAUAAUAUCCUAAUUGGUGGCUUGUGCAAAUCUGGGCAUAUUGAAGUUGGAAAGGAAUUAUUUCAUAAACUAUCAGUCUAUGGUUUAAAGCCUGAUGUUUACACAUAUGCUAUAAUGAUUAAUGGAUUUUGCAAACAGGGAUUGCCAGAUGAAGCAUACUAGUUGUUUAGGAGCAUCGGAGAUAAUGAUUGUUUGCUUGAUA